Lasiosphaeria miniovina is the source of this 717-nucleotide messenger RNA. RefSeq lists its product as uncharacterized. The record is from RefSeq and is a predicted model, not a curated record. The annotation marks the transcript as partial. The transcript has a single exon. Lineage: Eukaryota; Fungi; Ascomycota; Sordariomycetes; Sordariales; Lasiosphaeriaceae.
UGCCAGCCUACCGACCCGAUCAAUAAGUGGUACGCCAACCUGAAGGCUCAAGCAAGUACCACACCGUCAAAUAAUGCCGGCAAGGCGAGGACCAAGUACAAGCAGGCCGUAUACCCUCUUACAAAGCCCGCGAAGUCAUGGAAGGCAUGGAUCGACAACUGGCAGGAAGCACUACAGACUGCACAGACAAAGAAGGUCCCUGAGGCACAACAACCCGCUACUUGGUAUGACGACUUUGAGGCGGCGAUCAGGGGAGCAGGCUGGUCCAACUGGUGCGCACUUUACCGCCUGGUGAAUCAGAAGAGCAUCGAUGCAGGGACCCUCGACUACAGGGACCUGGUGAGUGCGUUCAACCAUAAAGUCAGGGCACAGGAGGCAUCAAGGAAGCCAUCACGGUUCACGAAAGGAUCCUUCGGAGCAACAUACGGCAACCAGGGCGCCGACCGCCCUGAACAAGAGAAGGCACCGGGUUCCUCGAAGCGGAGAUACACCGGGGGCAGCCAUUCAGGCUGUAGGGUAUGCGGGAAUGCUCACAACCUGGAAGGCUGUUGGUACCUUUUCCCUGAGAAGGCUUUCAUAAAAUGGAACCCCUCACAGGAGCGAAAGGACAGGGCGGAGGAGGCCCUGCAGGCAGACGAGUCCCUGAGGAAGGAAGUGGAAGCCCUAAGAAAGAAACACAAGGUCGUUCUGCCACCCUGCACAAGGAUGAUUAGCUGA